This is a messenger RNA of Momordica charantia (bitter melon), 720 nucleotides long. RefSeq names its product mitochondrial pyruvate carrier 4. Gene Ontology annotation, cellular component: mitochondrial inner membrane. The record is from RefSeq and is a predicted model, not a curated record. Gene Ontology annotation, biological process: pyruvate import into mitochondria. Lineage: Eukaryota; Viridiplantae; Streptophyta; Magnoliopsida; Cucurbitales; Cucurbitaceae.
AAAAAGGAAAAAAAAAUUGUCAAACCCGCACACGGCCAUUGAUCAGCUUGGCCGCUCCGAAUGAUCCAAUUCUAUAAGGCCAUUCUUCAGAGCUCAGAUUCAGACUUAAUUCAAGCUGGUAAGCACGGGGAUAAAGCAGAAGAAGACUAUUAAUGGCGGCUUCGAAGCUCCAAGCAUUCUUGAACCACCCGGCUGGCCCUAAAACCAUUCACUUCUGGGCACCAACCUUUAAAUGGGGUAUCAGUAUAGCCAAUAUUGCUGACUUCGCUAAGCCACCAGAAAAACUUUCUUAUCCUCAGCAAAUAGCUGUUACAGCCACUGGAAUUAUUUGGUCACGUUACAGCACUGUGAUCACACCGAAGAACUGGAACCUUUUUAGUGUCAAUAUUGCGAUGGCAGGGACUGGCAUCUACCAAUUGACAAGAAAAAUACAGCACGAUUAUUUCUCUGGGGAAGAAGUAGCUGCUGCAAAAGAAUGAUGACGAAAUAUGAAAUUUCCCUUGCAGUGAUUUGUGAUGUACCAUCUGAUCUUCUAGCAAAGGCUCUAUAACUCAGUCUUAUCUCCUUGAUUUUACUUUUGUAGUUAAGCUUGAAACUGUUGGGAAAAUAAAUAAGAUCCUGAUUCAGGCAACACCAUCCUCUUUAUGAAACGCUUCUGAAUCCAUGAGUUAUGGCAAUUGUGCAUUUAUCACAUCCAUGCUGUGCAGGUUCAAAUUUCAA